CAACCAAAAGUAAAUGUUAAUUUGACAUUCUAAUAAUUAAAGGAUGGAAUUACAUGGAAAAAGUUGACCAAAAUCAUUGAGGCAAUAAAAAUUGAACAAAUCCUUUCAAUUGUAAACUUCAAUAAUAUAAAUUAAAAAUGACUAUGUCUCAAUUAAAAAUGAAUCAAAUUGAAGAUAUGUGUAAAAGUUUACAUGUAUGGUUAGAAACAGUUGUUCCAAGUGUAGGAAAAAAUCUUGAGGAUUUAGCGGAUGGAGUAGCUAUUACCGAUGCUCUUGUACAAAUUUCACCAGAAAAUUUCGAUAAAUUACUCCCUAAAAUUAAAAAGGACGCAGGCAGUAACUGGAGGCUUAGAGUGAGCAAUUUGAAGAAAAUUCUUCAUGCAGUUAUAGAAUAUUAUCAAGAUGUACUUUCCUUGCAACUACAACUUGAAGCUGUAAAUCCAGAUGUUGUAGCAUUAGGGGAGAGGUGUGAUAUUGUCCAACUUGCCAAACUGUUGCAAUUGGUUUUAGGAUGUGCAAUAAACUGUGAUAAAAAACAAGAUUACAUAACGACUAUUAUGCAGUUGGAAGAAUCUGUGCAACAGAAUAUAAUGCAAGCUAUUCAGCAAUUAGAAGAUGUAACUCUUGGGUCUGGUAGAUCAGGAAUAAGUCUUCUUCUGUUUGAUAGUGAAACAAAAAAUAGACUAGUCAGCGAGCUUGAAUCAGUGAAUAAAGCAAAGGAUACUUUAACACAGCAAUGUCUCAAUCUGGAACAACAAAUACAAAUUUUAAUUGAUGAAAAACAAACGUUAAUCAUAGAAAAUGAUAAUCUGAAAGAAAUUGAAAAAAAGUAUAAGGACAGUAGAAAACAGAUUGAAAAUUUGAAAGAAGAAUUAUUCAAGGAUGAAGUUCAGAAAGAUGACUAUAAAUCUAAAAUUGUUGAACAAGAAAAACAAAUCAUGAAUUAUCUAGAAAAAAUUUCAGAAUUAACUGUAGCUGCCAGUGCCACUUCUCGUUUAAAGGAUGAAGUCGAUGCCUUGUCAGAGUCUGCACUUAAAGUUCAAGAUUUGGAAAUGACUGUUAAUUCAUAUAAAAAAAGAUUAGAGAAAUAUCAGGACAUAAAAAAGAAAAUGCAACAACUUGAAGACAAAAAUAUGGAGUAUUUACAAAAAAAUUUGGAGUAUGAAGAAGAACUACAAAAAGUCCAUGUGUGGAAAAAUCAGUGUGAAACAUAUAAACAGCAAUUGAACAAUAUCCAACAAAAAUUAGAUGAAGAAACGCAAAGAGCAGAUAAAGCACAAUUCACAGUUGAAAAAUUAGAAAGUAAACUCUUAACUGUACAAGGAGAGAAAGAUAGGUUAACACUAGAACGAGAUGUUUUAAGGGAUGAAAACGAGGAACUGAAAUUUGGCAGACCUGCAGUUAAAAGUGGUGCUGCAAUGUCUGAGGAAUUAACUCCAACGGAAAUGAAAGAGAGACUCCGUUUUCUAGAAAAAGAAAAUAAAUCUUUGAGAGGAACUUGCCAAGAAGUAGAGGCAAAACAAACUUUACUAGAUAACGCCUUAGGGAGAAUUGAAAAAUUACAGCAAACAAAUAGAAACUCUACUCAGACAAUAUUGAAAUUAGAAACACAGAUAGAGGAAUUGACAAGAAACGAUCAGAAAAGUGAAGUACAAGAAAAUGCAAUAAAAGAAUACAAACACCGAAUAUUAGCUCUACAGGAAAGUUUGAAUAUAAAAGAAAAUGAAUUCCAAGCUUUACAAACACGUUAUAGUAGGAAUGUUGAGAGAGCUCGAGAAGUGGCUCAACAUCUGGACUGUAAGUCUAAUGGUGCACUGGAUGUUUCGGUACAGCAAGCACAUGUGAGAGAACUUGAAAACAAACUUAUAGCGACUGGUUUUCAUCGAUUGAGCUUGAAUUGCCAUCAAGAAGCGAUGGAUGAAAGAAUUGCCGCAAUGACCACUGGUCAAGGUCAAACAUUUUUAGCUAGACAGAGGCAAGCCACCCCAAGAAAACAAAUUCAGAGAUUUAAAUCGAAGUAAUUCAAAAGACUAAUUAUAGCAAUACCGUGAAACAAGAUUUUUUUCAAUAAAAUAAAUAAUAUUAUUGAGCACGAACUAUUGUCAUAUGUUUUAUCCAAUUUAUUAUAGAUUUUAUGAUAUUUAUUGAUUGUUUUGUUUACAAACUAAUUACAUAAUAUAUAUACAUAGGUG
This is a messenger RNA of Harmonia axyridis, 2192 nucleotides long. RefSeq names its product protein hook (gene hook). The coding region runs from base 138 to 2021 and encodes 627 amino acids. The transcript has 2 exons. Gene Ontology annotation, biological process: cytoplasmic microtubule organization; cytoskeleton-dependent intracellular transport. Gene Ontology annotation, cellular component: cytoplasm; centrosome. Gene Ontology annotation, molecular function: microtubule binding; dynein light intermediate chain binding. The record is from RefSeq and is a predicted model, not a curated record. NCBI's taxonomy places the organism in Eukaryota, Metazoa, Arthropoda, Insecta, Coleoptera, Coccinellidae.